AGGGGAUGAAAAGGAAACAAAUCCCAGAAGCCAAACAGGCGUCUAAAAUAAAGCAUUUUUAUAAUUGCUUGGGUUGCUUGAUGACAUAUAAUUUACAAACUUUAUGCCUAAAAUCGAUGAAAGAAUUCACUGAUUACUUGUUGGAUGUGGGGGGUUUAAAUCGAGGAUUUGUGAUAAAUCUUGUAUUUGCGAAUGAUGGGAUAGAAUUUGAACCUUCAUUCAAACAGUUUAGAAAUCAGCUUAGACUGUUGUACGAUUUUCUUACGGACGCGUGUAGGGUUCCACGGUUGGAGACCAUGUUGUAUAAGGAGACGGUCUGUCCCGGUAGGACUACUCUACAGCCGAUCAUAGACGAAGAACUAGUAGAAGGAUAUAAAAAGCAAAUAGCGGACUUAAUAAGUGAACAAAGAAUUGGACCAGAACUGAGAGUUCAGGAUUUCGAUGAUUACGUGUGCUUGUUGAAUGGAGAGUCUAUGUCAAAAGUGGAAUCGUUCAUCAACUCUGACCCUCCAAAAACUUUCGAAGAAUAUUGCGCGGAAGCGGUAAAAUGUGUAGAGCUAGCCAAAGAGAUACCGUCAAAACUAGAGGGGACCAUCGUGAUAGGGAUGUUUCAGAUGCAAAGAGGAGAUCUUAUCAAUUCACUUCGACAGGCAGCGACGAGAUUGGCUAACACUGUUUUACGGAGGAUGACCGAUGACUAUCAGACCGAGAUUAAAGCCAUAUACGACGGGUAUUCCCUGAUCGCGACCACGCUCCUAACUCCGCCGCCGGAUACGAGCGGGCUGAUGGAGCUCAUAGAGUACUACAAGAAGGCACAGGCGGUCCUCGUUGAUGAGAUGGAAGACAAGCUGAGGAAUGUGCUGCGUUACAUUGUGUUCCUAGGGGACUACACCAACUUCACGCCGUUGGAACUUAAGGCUAACAACCAGACUUUCCACUGGUACGCUCGCUUGCCCGGUAUUAUAGAAGAAUCUAAAGUUCUGUGUGAGCAAAAGAAAGUCGAGUACAAGGCUCUGCUGAAGACUAGAAUUGCUGACUUUAUAAAGGAUUUAGAUGUUUACGAAAUCCAAUGCAAUGAACUGCAAUACUGGGGUGACAUUGAACAGUUACAAAAAUAUGUCCUACGAGCUCGACGGCUUGACGAAAAGUUGGCUAAAGCUUUGGCGACAAUCGAUCAAUUUAACCAAGAAGAGACAUCUUUCGGGUACGAAUUAUCUCAGUACCCAAAGAGAAAACGCAUCUACGAUAAACUUGUGCCAUAUAAGCGAUUAUAUGACUCCGGAAAUGAUUUCCUCCAAAAACAUCACAAAUGGAUGACAUCUAAAGUUGGAAGUUACGAACCCGAAGAUAUCGAGGGUGACAUAGCAUACUAUUAUAAAAUAAUCUAUAAGCUUGAAAAAUCCUUUCAAGACGUACCCGAACCAUUUCGUCUAGCUGCAACAAUAAGAUCGAGAAUGGAUGACUUCAAGGUUCACCUUCCGAUCAUCAACACCCUGGGCAACCCCGGCAUGAAAGCUCGACAUUGGGAGAAGAUCUCCGACAUUGUCGGCUUCCCGAUCGUCGUGGACGAUAACUUGUCCCUCGAAAAGGUCAUCGACUUCAAUCUAGCGGAUUACAACGAUAAAUUCGAAAGCAUCUCAGAGGCUGCCACUAAAGAAAAUAAUCUGGAAAGGGCUUUGGACAAGAUGAUGAAGGAAUGGGCCGAUCUCACUUUCGAGAUUUUACCAUACAAGGAUACUGGAACAUAUAUCUUAUCGAGUAUCGAUGAAAUUCAGUUGUUGCUCGACGACCAUAUUGUCAAGACGCAGACUAUGAAAAAUUCGCCUUAUAUAAAACCAUUUGAGGAAACUAUAACUGAUUGGGAGGGCAAGUUGAUAUUAUUGCAAGAGAUCUUAGACGAGUGGUUGAAGGUACAGGCCACUUGGAUGUACCUGGAACCCAUUUUCUCAUCUCCAGACAUUCAGCAACAAAUACCCGAGGAAGGGCGUCGCUUCAGUGCUGUUGAUAAGACUUGGCGCGAAAUUUUGAAAGCUGCCUUCCUAGAACCUCGAGUUUUAGACGUGAUCAUGAUAGACAAAAUGUUGGACAAAAUGAAGAAAUCCAACAAUUUGCUGGAAAUGGUCCAGAGAGGCUUGAAUGCGUAUCUGGAGAAGAAACGUUUGUAUUUCCCGCGCUUCUUCUUCCUGUCCAACGACGAGCUGCUUGAGAUUUUAUCGGAGACUAAAGAUCCUAUGCGAGUGCAACCUCACCUCAAGAAAUGCUUUGAGGGAAUCGCAAAACUGUCAUUUACGCCCGAGAUGGUCGUGACUCACAUGCGUUCAUCGGAGGGUGAGAUUGUGGAGUUGACUAUGACUAUUGAUACUGUAGAAGCAAAAGGACAGGUAGAAAAAUGGUUACUAGAACUGGAGUUCUCCAUGAAAGACUCUGUUCAUCACGCUGUGGCUCUCUCGUACGAUGACUACAUGCAGGUGCCGCGGCAGCACUGGGUGCUCGUGUGGCCGGGUCAAGCUGUGCAAUGCAUAGCAAUGACAUACUGGACUUCUGAGGUGACAGAGGCUAUUCUCAUCAGUGUGGCGGCCAUGAAGCGAUACUGGGACAAGUGUCAAUUCCAAAUCUCCAAAAUUGUGGACCUUGUUCGCGGGGAGCUUAAUUUGCAAAACAGAAUUACUCUUGGGGCUCUGGUUGUAUUGGAUGUACAUGCCCGGGAUGUACUCUUAUUGCUUAUCGACUGCAAAGUGCAAAAGAUCAACGACUUUAACUGGCUCUCUCAAAUCCGUUACUAUUGGGAGAAACAAGAAAAUCAGAGUAUGCAAUGUGCAACCCGCAUGAUAAACUCUCAGUUGAUGUACGGCUACGAGUAUCUCGGAAACGCGGGCCGCUUGGUUGUCACGCCGCUCACAGACAGAUGCUUCAGAACACUCUUCGGCGCUCUACAUUUGAACUUAGGUGGUGCUCCAGAAGGUCCGGCGGGAACCGGCAAGACAGAAACUACCAAAGAUUUAGCUAAGGCCGUCGCUAAACAAUGCGUCGUGUUCAACUGCUCAGAUGGUCUAGAUUACAUUGCUCUUGGAAAAUUCUUUAAGGGUUUGGCAUCAUGCGGUGCUUGGUCAUGCUUCGAUGAAUUUAAUCGUAUCGACUUGGAAGUGCUUUCCGUAGUUGCACAACAAAUCUUGUCCAUUCAGCGAGGUAUCAACUCGGGCGCCACGACGUUGUUGUUUGAGGGCACUUUAUUGCAGCUCGAUAAAAGCUGUGCUGUGUUCAUCACUAUGAAUCCAGGCUACGCUGGGCGUUCAGAACUACCAGAUAAUUUAAAGGCUUUAUUCCGUUCUGUGGCUAUGAUGGUGCCAGAUUACGUUCUUAUAUCUGAAAUCGAGUUGUAUGCAUUUGGUUAUUUGAAUGCAAAACCACUCGCAGUCAAAAUUGUUGCUACUUACCGCUUGUGCUCGGAACAGCUGUCUUCACAGAGUCACUACGAUUACGGCAUGCGCGCCGUGAAAUCAGUUCUGCGCGCGGCAGGCGCGCUUAAAUUGCGUUAUCCUGACGAAGAUGAGGAUAUCAUCUUGCUGCGCUCAAUCAAGGACGUCAAUCUGCCCAAGUUUCUCGAACACGAUGUUCCGCUAUUCAUGGGUAUUAUUGGUGAUCUGUUCCCUGGUCUACCACUGCCACAAGCCGGCUUGCCGCAUCUGGUGCAGUGCUGUAAAGAAGUCUGUGUCCCACUGAAUUUGCAAGCCAACGACUUUUUCAUUGAGAAGGUUCUUCAGUUGUAUGAAAUGAUCCUCGUAAGACACGGCCUCAUGUUGGUAGGAUUCCCUUUCUCAGGAAAAACGAAAUGUUAUCAUGCUCUUGGAGCAGCUUUAGGCUGUGUGCACGACAAGAAAUUAAUGGCCGAGAAUCAUGUAGAGUGGACAGUGAUAAACCCGAAAUCGAUCACAAUGGGCCAGUUAUACGGGCAGUUCGAUCCCGUGUCCCACGAGUGGUCUGACGGCAUCCUGGCAGUUAGUUACAGAGCAUUUGCGGUUUCUCCUAACGAUAACAGAAAAUGGUUAGUGUUCGAUGGUCCUGUGGACGCGAUCUGGAUCGAGAACUUGAACACUGUGUUGGACGACAAUAAGAAGUUGUGCCUGAUGAGUGGCGAGAUCAUCCAGCUGGCACCCACCACUAACCUAGUAUUUGAACCUAUGGAUCUUGAGGCUGCUUCACCUGCUACGGUAUCGCGCUGCGGUAUGAUUUAUAUGGAGCCCAAAGGUUUGGGUUGGCGAUGUUUGUUGGAGUCGUGGUUAAAUACUCUACCACCGUUUCUGAAUACAGCCACUCAUGCCCUUAUCAGAGCGCUUUUCCACCGCUUUAUGUCUCCAUUACUUUGGCUGGUUGAAUUAUCGGGACAGCUUAAGCAAAUGUAUGUGACAUCACGUAGUAAUCUAGUUAAUGGAUGUUUUAAUAUAUUCGACACGUUUAUGGAUGACUUUUAUGAUGAAAAAUAUACAGAUUCUAUCGCGGAACUCGAUGUUAGGGCACAAUUAGAGGGUGUAUUCUUCUUUUCUGCCAUUUGGUCCAUUGGGGCAACGUUGGAAGCAGCUAGUCGCCCUAAGUUUGACAGGAUGUUCAGAGGAUUACUGGAAAAAGAAUUUCCAGAAGAGAUCAGACAAGCUUUAAAGUACCCGAAGGUGAUAGACAAGCCAGAAAAGCCGUACAUUUUCACUAUUCCAAAAGACGGACUUGUAUAUGACUAUCGAUACAUUAAAGAGGGCAAAGGUAAAUGGAAACCGUGGCAGGACGACGUGACCUCAGCGCCGCCCAUCAGCAGAGACACCGCGCCGAACCAGAUACUGGUGACCACCCUGGACAGCGUCACGUACCUUGCCCUGUUCAGGCUUCUAGUACAGCAUCAGAAGGCUGUCAUGAUGGUUGGACCCACUGGGACUGGCAAGUCCUCCUACAUUAUUGAUUUUCUAGUAAAAAGAGUAGAUACGAAAGUUUACAGGGCUCUCAUAAUGGCUUUCUCGGCUCAAACCAAUUGUAAUCAGACUCAAGAUAUUAUUAUGGGCAAGCUUGAUAAGAGGAAAAAAGGUUACUUCGGGCCACCAGUGGGAUCCUAUUCUGUAGUAUUUGUAGAUGACGUGAGCAUGCCACAAGCAGAGACUUAUGGUGCUCAACCACCUAUAGAGGUUUUGCGACAAGGCAUAGACUUAGGACUGUGGUACGACCGCAAGACCAACGUUGCUAUGCACCUCAUAGAUGUUCAGUUUAUGUGCGCGAUGGGCAAGCCAACGCCAGGAGCAAAAUUGAUUACUCCAAGGUUCUCUCGUCAUUUCAAUUUCCUUUGCAUCGACGAAUUUGAUGAGGACACUCUCAAGGUUAUAUUCGGCAGAAUAAUGUUGUGGCAUCUAGAUACAAGAGGCUUUUCCAAAGAAUUCGAUCCCAGUAUCGAAGAAAUUGUGAAUGGUACAUUGGAGGUGUACAAACAAUGUCGCUUGAAUUUGCUACCAACACCUUCCAAGUCGCAUUACACAUUCAAUCUACGUGAUUUUUCGAGGGUUAUUCUGGGUGUGCUGCUAUCUGUGCCGGAAGUUACACCUUCCCUUCAGUCCAUUAAACGCUUAUGGGUGCAUGAGUGUCUUCGGGUGUUUUCGGACCGCUUGAUUGAGGAAGCGGACAGGCAGUGGCUGGUCGAAUGUCUGCGAGACGCCACACGAAAACAUCUCAAUGAUGAAUUAGAUAACAUGCUUUCAAGACUUCUAGAUGGACCUAACGAUACGAUAACCGAUUAUCAUCUGCGAAACUUGAUCUAUUGCGAUUUCGCAAAUCCUAAGGUAGACACGCGGUUUUAUAUGGAGACAACUAAUAUGGAACAUCUGAACUCGACAGUUGACGCCUUUCUAGUAGAGUUCAACAAUAUGUCCAAAAAGCCGAUGAAUCUCGUGUUGUUUAGAUUUGCCAUUGAGCAUGUGUCGAGAAUUUGCCGCGUCCUGGCGCAACCCCGCUCGCAUGGGUUACUGGUUGGACUCGGCGGUUCAGGGAGGCAAUCUCUUACACGCCUGGCAGCUCAUAUCAAUGACUACGAUCUUUUCCAAGUUGAAAUGAGUCGAACUUACGGCAAAACUGAAUGGCGAGAGGACUUGAAAACUUUACUUAAGAAAUCAAGCACUCCUGAUUUGUUGAUGGUGUUCCUGUUUAUUGAAUCUCAGAUUAAAGAGGAAGGCUUUCUAGAAGAUGUAAAUAACAUGCUAAAUUCGGGAGAGGUGCCUAAUAUAUUUGGUGCUGAUGAAAAAGCAGAAUUGUGUGAAAAGAUGAGAGUCAUUGACAGACAGAGAGAUAGGUCGCUGCAAACGGACGGCACGCCUACAGCAUUGUACGCAUACUUCGUGUCGAUCGUGCGUGAUCAGCUGCACAUCGUGCUGGCCAUGUCGCCAGCCGGCACCUCGCUGCGAACACGCAUCCGCAAGUUUCCCGCGCUUGUCAACUGCUGCACCAUUGACUGGUUCCAGGAAUGGCCUCCAGAUGCCUUACUAGCGGUGGCGACACGAUUCUUAAAGGACAUAGAACUAACAGACCUGGAGCGGGAGACCGCCAUCAAACUAUGCCAAGUGUUCCACACGGACACGCAAGAACUUACACGUGCCUUCCUUCUGCGGCUGAAGCGGUAUAACUACGUCACGCCUACCGCCUACCUCGAGCUCAUUAACAUGUUUAAAGCGCUACUGACUAAGAAGCGAACGGAGCUACUUAUGGGUGAGAAGCGAUACCUGACCGGAUUAGACCAGCUUGCCGUCGCCGCACAACAAGUAGCAGUACUUCAGGAGGCUUUAGUAGUGCUCCAGCCGAAAUUGGCUGCUGGUGCUGCAGCUGUGGCGGAAACCACGGCUAAAGUGGAAAAGGAGAAAGAAGGAGUUGCAUUGGUUGAGGCUGAUGUAUUAGUGGACCAGGCAGCUGCGGAAAAGCAGGCGGCAGAAGCUCAAGGUAUAAAAGAUGAGUGCGACGCGGAUCUAGCCGAGGCCAUGCCGAUUCUCAAUUCUGCUCUGGCAGCCUUGGAUACCUUAACUCCUCAGGAUAUCACUUUCAUCAAGACCAUGAAGAGCCCGCCGAGAGGCAUCAAACUAGUUAUGGAAGCUAUUUGUAUUUUAAAGGAAAUGAAACCAGAUAAGAUUCCCAAUCCCUCGGGGGUAGGGACGAUAGAAGAUUAUUGGGGCCCAUCAAAGAAGCUCCUAAACGACAUCAAGUUCCUGGAGGGUCUGCAGAACUACGACAAGGACAACAUCCCGCCGGCCGUGAUGGCCAAGCUCAUGAAGACGGUCAUGCAGGACGAGGGGUUUGUGCCAGAGAAGAUCCGAGCCGUCUCCGUCGCUGCUGAGGGCAUGUGCAAGUGGGUAAUAGCCAUGACAAAGUACGACAAAGUGGCCAAGGUGGUGGCACCGAAGAAGCAGAGACUCGCUGCCGCACAGGCCGUCUAUGACAAAGCCAUGGCCGCUCUUGCUGUCAAACAGGCCCAACUCAGGGCGAUUCAACUCAAACUGAAAUCAUUAGAAGACGCAUUAGCGGAACAAAGUCGCCAACAAAAGAAACUCGAUGACGAAGUGAUGGACUGCAGUAACAAGUUGUAUCGGGCCAAAAUGCUUAUAUCAGGUCUAGGAGGAGAGAAAACGAGAUGGACACAAAUUGCCAAAGAUCUACGAGCAACUUAUAAUACCUUAACGGGUGACAUUCUUAUUGCCGCGGGUAUAAUCGCUUAUCUAGGUCCAUUCACAGCUAGUUUUCGGAUUGAACAGAUUAAAAAAUGGGCGCAAGUAUGUCACGACUGCGGAAUUGUAUGCACUCUGAACUACAGUCUUAUCAAAUCACUGGGCGAGCCGGUUACCAUUCAGCAGUGGAACAUAGACGGUUUGCCGGCUGAUGACUUCAGUGUUGAGAGCGCCAUUAUUAUCAUGACAGCCCGUCGCUGGCCACUUAUGAUCGACCCGCAGGGCCAGGCGAAUCGCUGGAUCAAGAAUAUGGAGAAGCCCAACAACUUGAGCGUAGUAAGAAUGACUCAAGCGGACCUUGGCAGAGUGUUGGAAAAUGCGGUGCAAUUUGGACAGCCGGUAUUGUUAGAAAACGUUUUAGAGGAAUUGGAUCCCAUGCUGGAACCUCUUCUUCAACAGCAAACUUUCCGGCAAGGAGGCGCUCUAUGCAUAAAAAUAGGGGACACCAUUGUUGAAUACAGCAAGGAAUUCAAGCUCUACAUUAGUACAAAGUUAGCAAAUCCUCAUUAUUUACCCGAAGUGGGCGUGCGUGUGACCUUGGUCAACUUCAUGUUGGCUAAAGAUGGUCUAGAAGCUCAACUGCUAGCUCGCGUGGUAGCGAGAGAAAGGCCAGAUCUCCAACAAGCCAAAUCCGAUCUGACCACGCAAGGUGCAGAACACAGGAGGCUUUUGCAAGACAUUGAAAAGAAAAUAUUAAACGUUUUGGCGACAUCAGAACACCUACUGGAAGAUGAAGAAGCUGUCCAGAUUUUGAACUCUGCGAAAGAUACGGCAAAUGAAAUAAAAGAGAAACAAGUGGUGGCUGUAGAGACUGAGAAAGCUAUUGACAUAGCGCGGGACGACUACGUGCCUAUCGCAAAGCACUCGACAAACUUGUUUUUCCUCAUUGCGUCAUUAGCAAACAUCGACCCCAUGUAUCAGUACUCGUUGGGAUGGUUCGAAGGCCUGUUCACCGGCGCUAUCGACAACACUGAAAAAGUUGAUGAGAUUGAAGAACGGCUAGCGAUACUACGCGCUUACUUUACAUAUUCGCUCUAUGCUAAUAUUUGCAGGAGUUUAUUCGAAAAGGAUAAGAUGGUGUUCUCCCUGCUGCUAACGAUAACUAUAAUGGUGGCAGAGGGCAACGUAGAACAGAAUCACGUGUUGUUCCUGAUGGGAGGAGGCCAGCCGAAGCAUCUGCCUCCCAACCCUGUCCAGUUUCUCAGUCCAGCUGCUUGGGCUGACUUUAACGGAUUGAACGAGAUUGACGUGUUUAAUGGGAUAAUAGAUCAUUUCAUGGCCCAUAUCAGUGAUUGGGAAGCAUACUGUGACACCCCAGACCCUCACAACCAGCCGCUUCCUGAACCUUGGGAAACAAAAUUACAGCCAUUUGAGAAAUUGAUGGUCUUACGUUGCGUGCGUUUAGAUAUGAUGGUGCAUGCGGUUCAAAAAUUUGUAGAAGGCGUAAUGGGCCGUCAGUUCGUUGAGCCGCCGCUUUUCGAUUUGGGAUCUUCUUACUCGGAGUCCCACUGUUGCAUCCCUCUUUUGUUUGUUCUUACUCCGGGGUCAGAUCCUAUGGGAACGCUUCUUAAAUUUGCUGAUGACCAGGGCUUUGGAUCGUCGCGCCUUUUCUCCUUAUCACUUGGUCAAGGGCAAGGUCCUAUCGCUGUGAAGCUCAUCGAUGAAGGAGUAAGAAUGGGUACUUGGGUAGUGUUACAAAACUGUCACCUCGCCAAGAGUUGGAUGCCAAUGCUGGAAAAGAUAUGCGAAGGUUUAACGCCAGACAAUGUAAAUCCGGACUUUAGACUUUGGCUUACUUCGUACCCUGCCGACCACUUCCCUGUUUACGUAUUGCAAAACGGAGUCAAGAUGACUAACGAGCCCCCGCAAGGAUUAAGAGCGAAUAUAGCUCGUUCAUACCAGAGCGAUCCGAUCAACGACCCAGAGUGGUUCGAAAGCAACAAGCAGCCAGAAAACUUCAAGAAGCUGCUGUUCGCGUUGUGCUUCUUCCACGCGGUGGUGCAGGAGCGGCGGCAGUUCGGCCCGCUGGGCUGGAACAUCCGCUACGAGUUCAACGAGACCGACCUGCGCAUCAGUAUCACACAGCUUAACAUGUUUCUCAAUGAAUAUGACGACGUGCAAUUCGUGGCGCUGCGAUAUUUGACGGGGGAAUGUAAUUAUGGCGGGCGCGUCACCGACGACUGGGACCGCCGCUGCCUGAACACUAUACUGUACAAGUUCUACAACCUCAGGACUAUUCGCGAGGACAAAUAUAAACUUGAAUCUACCGGCACGUACUAUAUACCGGACCUGAAGGAGCACGCGGACUUUAUCGCGUUCGCGCGCUCCCUGCCGGUGGCCACGCCGCCUGGAGUAUUCGGCUUCCACGCCAACGCUGACAUCACCAAGCACUUCCGCGAGGCCAAUGAAUUGCUCAACACCGCCAUAUUGACGCAGGACACUAUGGCCGGUGGAGGUGGCGGCGAAACGCCGGAGGAGCAGGCUAUGGCGAUAGCUGAAAAUGUGCUGGCGCGAUUACCUGCUAAGAUCCUAUCGGGUCCGUCGCACGAGGGCGACCUCAAGCCGGCCGAGAUGUCUCCCAUGUCUAUCGUGGUCAUCCAGGAGGCGGCGCGCUUCGAGCGCCUUGUCAACAUCGUCCGGACUAGCUCUCGAGCUGUUAUUGGCGCUGUGCAAGGUGUGAGUGUGCUCACGGACGUAACGGAGGAGGUGCUGACGAGCAUGGUCCGCGGGCGCAUACCGGCGUUGUGGGCCGGCAAAAGCUACCCGUCUCUCAAGCCGUUCGCGGCGUACGUCGACGAUCUUCUGGCUCGACUAGCGUUUUUACAGCACUGGCACGCGAACGGGCCGCCGGUGGUGUUCUGGCUGUCGGGUUUCUACUUCCCGCAGGCGUUCCUCACCGCCGCGCAGCAGAGUUAUGCGCGCAAGUACAAGAUACCCAUCGACCAGCUCGCUUUCCACUAUGAGGUGCAGCGUACAUUCGAACUCAAGGAGCGGCCUGAGGAAGGCGUGUACAUCCAAGGGCUGUUCAUGGAGGGUGCGCGUUGGAACAUGGAGGACUACUACGUAGACGAAUCGUUCCCGAAGGUCCUCUACGACACAUUCCCACCGGUAUGGCUCAUUCCUAUAAAGAGCUCGGACAUCCCUCAGGAAGAGUUCUACAACUGCCCGCUGUACAAGACGGGCGAGCGGCGCGGCGUGCUGUCCACCACGGGCCACUCCACCAACUACAUCCUGUUCAUGCGGCUGCCCACCAGCAUGCCUCCUGACCACUGGAUCUUACGCGGUGUAGCGCUGCUCACACAACUGCCCUUUUAAAGGAUCGCAAUAUAGAUUACACCUUUUUAAUGUUAUGUCUUUAUUGUCUAGGUAUUCAA
Messenger RNA from Cydia amplana, 11110 nucleotides. Its product is annotated as dynein axonemal heavy chain 7-like. Gene Ontology annotation, molecular function: ATP binding; dynein light intermediate chain binding; dynein intermediate chain binding. The transcript is spliced from 68 exons. The record is from RefSeq and is a predicted model, not a curated record. Bases 6 to 11051 code for a protein of 3681 amino acids. Gene Ontology annotation, biological process: microtubule-based movement. Gene Ontology annotation, cellular component: dynein complex. Lineage: Eukaryota; Metazoa; Arthropoda; Insecta; Lepidoptera; Tortricidae.